Molecule: messenger RNA, 2193 nt
Organism: Penicillium paradoxum
Lineage: Eukaryota; Fungi; Ascomycota; Eurotiomycetes; Eurotiales; Aspergillaceae
Product: phosphatidylinositol-3-phosphatase YMR1
Exons: 3
Coding region: 1-2193 (730 amino acids)
Biological process (GO): dephosphorylation
Molecular function (GO): phosphatase activity
Source: RefSeq, a predicted model, not a curated record
AUGGAGAAAACACGGGUUGCUAAGGUUGACAAUGUGACCUUGGCUCGCCGUGGAGAGCAGGUCGAUGGUACUCUCCAUCUAACCCCUCACCACCUCAUCUUUUCGCACAUCCCACCAACCUCUCCAGAAGAUCAGAUAAAGGGUGUGGUAACAAGGCCUAGAGAGCUCUGGAUUACAUACCCUAUAAUCGCUUUCUGCACCCUACGACCAGCUCCCGGCGCCUCCCGCCAGCUCUCCUCCAUCCGCCUACGAUGUCGGGACUUCACUUUUGUCUGUUUUUACUUUUUAAAUGAGCACAAAGCACGAGACGUGUUUGAAAGCAUCAAGCAGUGGACAUGCAAAUCCAGUCGCAUUGAUAAACUUUACGCCUUCAGCUACCAACCUCCCCCACCAGAGAAAGAGUUUAAUGGAUGGGAGCUGUAUGAUCCGCGCAAAGAAUGGGCGCGUCAGGGUUGCUUAGAUGAGGGAAAAGCCUGGCGUCUUUCAGAGAUAAAUACGAACUACGAGUUCUCUCCGACCUAUCCCGCUCUCAUUCCCGUCCCUUGUUCCAUCUCCGACAAUACACUUAAUUACGCAGGGCGCUAUCGAUCUCGAGCACGAAUCCCUGCUCUCACAUACUUUCAUCCUGUCAAUAAUUGCACCAUCACCAGGAGCUCACAACCGCUGGUCGGUGUCCGCCAGAACCGAAGCAUCCAAGAUGAAAAGCUUCUCUCUGCUAUUUUCUUGACUUCCCGCUCCGAACGACCCUUGGCAAGCUUCUCAACCCCAGAGAAAGAAACUGAUACCAACAGCCCCGAGACAAGCCAGGUGAUGGUCCCUGAGUUGAAUAAUCCCGAGGAACUUGAGGACGACUUGCUAGCCGCUGCAAGGGGUGACCCUGAAGAACAUCGCUCGAUAUAUGGCGCUCAACAGUCGAAUUUGAUUGUAGACGCACGGCCCACGGUGAAUGCAUUUGCCAUGCAAGCCGUUGGGCUUGGAUCAGAGAACAUGGAUAAUUACAAAUUCGCCACCAAAGCAUAUCUUGGUAUUGACAACAUCCACGUCAUGCGAGACUCUCUGAAUAAGGUGAUAGAUGCUUUGAAAGAAUCAGACGUCACCCCAUUAGGGCCAAAUCGUGACCAAUUAGCGCGCAGCGGCUGGCUGAAGCACAUUGGCGGGAUCUUGGAAGGGGCCAGGAUAAUCACCCGUCAAGUUGGUCUGACUCACUCUCAUGUCCUGAUUCACUGCUCUGAUGGCUGGGAUCGCACAAGCCAGCUCAGUGCACUGAGCCAGAUUUGCCUGGAUCCCUACUUUAGGACGCUAGAGGGCUUCAUGGUUUUGGUAGAAAAAGACUGGCUUUCGUUUGGACAUAUGUUCCGACAUCGGUCUGGUCAUCUGAACAGCGAGAAAUGGUUCCAGAUUGAAAAUGAACGCAUUGGCGGGGACCCAAAUCGCGCCUUUGGCGAUGGAGGAGGUGCAGGGAAGGCCCUUGAAAAUGCAUUCCUCAGUGCGAAAGGAUUCUUUGGUCGCGACAACACCAGCCGUGACUCCUUGCCCGACUCAGAUGGGGAGCUUCAGAGUUAUGACUCUGAUCCCCCUAUCAAAAAGGCCACUACGCCGCGCUUGGGGAUGCCCGAAAAGGAAAUAACUAAACCAAAGGAAACAAGCCCUGUGUUCCACCAGUUCUUGGACGCGACCUAUCAGCUGCUUCACCAACAUCCCACACGAUUUGAGUUUAAUGAGCGUUUCUUGAGACGACUUCUCUAUCAUCUCUACUCCUGUCAAUUUGGAACAUUUUUGUUCAACAGUGAAAAAGAACGUGUGGAUUGCAAGGCUCGUGAACGAACCCGUAGCGUUUGGGACUACUUCCUCGCUCGCCGGGGAGAGUUCACAAAUCUCCAAUAUGAUCCUAUCAUUGAUGACCAUCAGCGCGGCAAAGAGAGACUCAUCUUCCCCCGGGUUAAUGAAACCCGAUGGUGGAAUGAGGUAUUUGGCCGAACAGAUGCAGAGAUGAAUGGCCCCCGUUCUUCGUUCGCUCCCAGUGACAGCCCAGAAAGCACAGUGCUGAGUGGUAUUGAGACGGCAGGGUCAGCCAGUGCUGGCAAAAUCACUGAGACGUCGCGGACGGCAGCCGUGACGUCGGGCAUAUCUAAGCUCGCAUUCCAAGCAGCGCGCACCGACAAACCGACCGAGUUGGAAGUAGAGAUGCAAUAA